Molecule: messenger RNA, 1535 nt
Organism: Phyllopteryx taeniolatus (common seadragon)
Lineage: Eukaryota; Metazoa; Chordata; Actinopteri; Syngnathiformes; Syngnathidae
Gene: irf1b
Product: interferon regulatory factor 1b
Exons: 10
Coding region: 148-1059 (303 amino acids)
Biological process (GO): immune system process; regulation of transcription by RNA polymerase II
Cellular component (GO): nucleus
Molecular function (GO): RNA polymerase II cis-regulatory region sequence-specific DNA binding; DNA-binding transcription factor activity, RNA polymerase II-specific
Source: RefSeq, a predicted model, not a curated record
ACAAGAGCAGGACAAGGAAAAGAAGAAGAACGAGAAGAAGCAGGAGAAGGAGAAUAAGGUGCAGGAGAAACAGUUCUGGAAAACAAACGUUCGUCGGGGGAUUAUUUGCCGCUUUUCCUUCUUGGAUUCCAAAAACCUUGUACCAACAUGCCGGUGAACAGGAUGAAGAUGCGGCCUUGGUUGGAGAGGAUGAUCGAGUCCAAAAGCAUCCCCGGUCUGGCCUGGCUGGAUAAGGAGAAGACCAUGUUCUCCAUUCCUUGGAAGCACGCGGCUCGCCACGGCUGGGACAUGGACAAGGACGCCUCCUUGUUCAAGAAGUGGGCCAUCCACACUGGGAAAUACAUGGAGGGCGACACCCAUGACGCCAAGACGUGGAAGGCCAACUUCCGCUGCGCCAUGAAUUCCCUGCCCGACAUCAAGGAGGUGAAGGACAAGAGCGUCAACAAGGGCCAGUCGGCCAUGCGCGUCUUCCGGAUGCUGCCCCAGAAACAAAGAGAAAAACGAGGCAAAGCAAAGUCCAGGAAGCAGGUCAAGAAAACUGUGGCCGAGGACUCAGACUACAGCGAUACCCAGUCGCCGCCUGAUCCAUCGCGGCUGAGCGAAGACCAGCCGUGCGCUCAGGAGAACGUGGUGGACAGCACGGUGUGCAUGGACAUGACAGAAGAUUUAGUUUCCUUUGGGUUCGGGAGUGACCACCUGUCCGACAGUUUCAAAGACCGAUUCCAAGUUUCACCCGAGCGCACCCCCGAGUACGAGUACGACAUAGUAGAGAUUUGCAAGCAACUGGAGAGAGACUCGCAGAGCUUCAAGACCAGUUAUGAUGUCAAGGGGAUGCUGAGUACGUGCACCAGUCCAGGGAGCCAGUGGAGCGAAUGUUCAGCCGACGACGCGGACGAACUGCGGCUGUCGCCACAGUACACAACGCUGAGUUCGGAGUUCACCAUGUCGGCGGACAGCCACUGGAACGACCUCCAUCUCCCGACAUUCGGCGGCUUCCGUUCGGGUCUGGAUGACAGUCACUUUUUGGACUUUAUGGGCUCUUCGGUGUUCAGCAUGUGAACCCCCACCCCCGCCUCCACCACGUUUGAAGAACACUGUCUCUCCAACUCGUGACCACUCUGGAGCGCACUCUCAGGAAUCGUUUGUUCAAAAUUGCAUUGUUAGGCCCACAGUGUCUCUGGUGUCUGGUUCUGGGUGCAGUCAUAACCCUCAAGCUCCUUUUCCAGCCGCACACAGCUCUCUGGUCUUCAUGUUGGUUCCGCCUCCAACUACUAUAACUGCAAUGUUCAUGGACCACAUCUGAAGCAACUUUGUCAAUGAAGGGACACCAAUGGACUCAUUUUCAAAUGUUCCCUCUGUUUCAGACAGUGCAGCCAGUUCACAUAGUAGUUUUUCCAUUUACUUUGUUAUUACCGUGGUAGCCACACAUUUAACCAUCGCGCUACAAUCCCAACCGUACACUUUUCCCAACAGUUGUAAAUGUAUGUAUAUAGUUGCCUAUUGUGUUUUUUGAUAAUAAAAAGGAAACAAAUACA